Molecule: messenger RNA, 2537 nt
Organism: Chilo suppressalis (striped riceborer)
Lineage: Eukaryota; Metazoa; Arthropoda; Insecta; Lepidoptera; Crambidae
Source: the annotation of a GenBank genome assembly
GACGCACAUAGGAGUAUUUAACCCAAAAAGUCGAUUAUAAGUCGAAUAUUGCAAAGUACCGAUAUGCAGGUAGUUUCCGCUCCUUGGAAAGCGGAAAGGGUCGUCCGACAAUGUACCGUUAUCUCUCUUUUGUUCUCACUAACAUUCGGUGCACAGUCAGUCGUCUUUGUAACGAAAGUCUGAUUGUACGUAUUUAAUGCGCAGUGAGAGUGAGUCAACUAAGUUGUUAAAAAUAAAUUUUACAUUUAGUUUAAUUGGGAUAAAGCAAGUUUUAGUUAUGGACGUUGUAGAACAAGGAUCUUCUGGUAUUAAGAUCGUGACAAGAGAAUAUGUCUUUCGAAAAGCGAGAGAAUAUUGUGAACCAGAUCUUGGAAAAAACUUAGAAUUAUUCGAGUUUGAAAUAAUUAAUGACUCUUCAUUUCCCAUUGAUCAAAAAGCAAAGUUUAGACAUACAUUUUCUUGUCUCAAGUCUGAAAUGAAGUCUAAAUGGCAGACAGCAAAGCGAACAGAAAGUGUGUUUUUGAAAAAAUACCAUGAUUGGUUACAAGGUACUCUUGAAAUACCGAAAAAUACAAUUCAUAGAGAAAAAUACCACGUGGGGCGGCCAAGCAAAGAGUUCAAAGAAUUAACGGACUGUAGUAAGCGUCGAAAGACAUCACAUUUAAGAAACAUAAAUGAAGCAGAAUCUUUAAUUUAUGCAGGUCAAAUGGCGCUUCGUGAGAAAGGAAACGUGGAUGGUGCUUAUGUGAUAAAAGAUAUUAUGGCAUCCCCAACACGUGGUCAUAAAUACCGUGAAGCGUUCAAAAAAAGCACUACACCUGAAUUAAAAAUUAAGCAACUAUCACCAACAGAGGCUUUGUCUAUGUUUGUGGAAGCUUCAUUGACAAGAAAGCAGUACGAAAUAAUUAGAACAAAUGCUAAAAAACUAUACCCGUGCUACUCGAUUUUACAGAAAGCAAAAAAAGAUUGCUAUCCAAAUGCCGAGUCUUAUUUAGUCACUGAAACCUGUGCAGAAAUUAAAUUACAAGCAUUGUUAAAUCACACUGUUCAGCGUUUUGUAUUAUACCUUGAAGAAGUGUUAAAAACUUUAACGGAAGAAGAGUUAGUGAACAUAGAGCUGACAUAUAAAUGGGGGUGUGAUGGCUCGCAGCAGGCCCAAUAUAAACAAAAAUUUGCUAAUAACAGUGACUCUGACGCAAAUAUUUUCCAGUCAUCGCUUGUGCCAUUACAGUUGAUAAGUAAGAGCAGUAAAAAAAUAAUUUGGAACAAUCCAUCACCUUCUCCGCGUUACUGUCGACCAAUGCGGAUCAGAUUUAUACACGAGACUAAAGACGUAACAAACGAUGAGAUAAAUUACCACAAAGAACAAAUUAAACAGUUAACGGGGACAAAGAUAACUUUCGGGUCUUACGAAAUAACAGUUACCCAUAACUUGCUAUUUACCAUGGUAGAUGGCAAAGUAUGCAACUCGGCAACAAACACAACCUCUGCAAUGAGAUGCUACAUUUGCAAAGCCACAUCUAAGGAUUUUAAUAAACUUGAAAAGUUUAUCGAAAGCGAAACAACAGAACUACAAAAUUUGGAGUUUGGCUUAUCUGUCCUACAUGCUCGCAUCAGAUUUUUCGAGACAUUACUACACAUUUCUUACAAACUACCUAUAAAGAAAUGGCAAGUGAGAACACAGGCCGAAAAAGCUAUAAUUAGAGUGAGAAAGACAAACAUCCAAGAAGCAUUCAAAAAUGAACUUGGCUUAAUAGUUGACGUACCUAAAGCCAAUUUCGGAAACACUAAUGACGGCAACACCAGUAGAAGAUUUUUUAAUAAUAUAGAAAUAUCAGCCAAUAUCACUGGUAUCGAUAAAACUUUAAUAGAAAGAUUUGCAAUCAUUUUAGAAGUGAUAUCAAGUGGAUAUAAAAUAAAUAUUGAAAAAUUUGACAGCUAUUGUCAAGACACUGCUAAGAUGUACGUAGAAUUAUACUCUUGGUAUCCUAUGACAACAACAGUGCAUAAAAUAUUAAUUCAUGGUCCUUCAGUUAUAAGACAUGCCAUACUACCAAUAGGGACCCUAUCUGAAGAAGCCGCAGAGGCUCGUAAUAAACAUUUUAGGAAAUUCAGGGAACAAUAUUCCAGAAAAUUUAGCAGAACUGAAUGCAACAUGGAUGUGUUAAAUAGAUUAUUAUUAACUUCGGACCCAUACUUGACCAGUAUUAGACCCAAAGUGUCUAAAAAAUCAAAACCUUUUAAACCAGAAAGUAGAGAAAUGUUAAUGCCCUUUGAAGUUGAUAAGGAUGAAGAUGAUUUAGAUGAAGAAGAGUAAUUAUUACUUUAGUAAGGGUUUUAAUUAAUAUUUGUAAAUUAUUUAUAAGAAAUAUAAAUGGUGACAAAACAUUGUUUACACUCAUUUCAAAUUCCUACUUGAAAAACUAGCUUAAAUUUUUUUUUAAAUGUUCUUGAUUACAUGAUUAUGACAACAAAUAAAUUUUAGCCAAUAAAUAAUUUUGAUCGACUUUUUUGAUCAAAUACUCCUAUGUGGGACG